AUGGCCUCUAACUUAACACUUCCCAAAGGAAGCCUAGUCCUGAUUACAGGCGUCAACGGCUUCAUCGCUGGGCACCUAGCCAAACAACUCCUGACACAAGGAUAUCGCGUGCGCGGCACUGUGAGAAACGCGCAAAAGUCAAAAUGGCUCGUUGACGAUCUCUUCAAGAGCGAAGCAUCUCAGGGGUUAUUUGAACUCGCCACCGUCGAAGAUAUGGCGGUGGAAGGGUCGUUUGACACCGCGAUCCGCGGAGUCGAUGGUGUUGCUCACGUCGCGACCGUCGCGACUUGGGAUCCAAAUCCGAACAACGUGGUUCCGCAGACCGUUGCCGGCGUGGUCAAUAUUCUGAAGGCAGCGGCCAAGGAAUCCUCGGUCAAGAGCUUCGUCUUCACUUCUUCCAUCGUCGCAGCUGCGAUGCCCAUGCCCGAAACACGAUUCCACGUCGAUGAAAAGAGCUGGAACGACGCCGCUGUGUCGAUGGCGUGGGCGCCGCCGCCAUACGAUGCCAGCCGCAGCAUGAUUACCUAUGUGGCGAGCAAGGUCGAGGCGGAGAAGGCGAUAUGGAAGUUCGUUGAGGAGGAGAAGCCCCAAUUCAGAACGAAUGCCGUGCUGCCCUAUACUGUCUUUGGGCCUCUGCUUCACGCACAGCAGAAUGCGUCAACGGACGCAUGGCUUUUUACACUGUAUGCUGGUAACACCGAAGCGACUGAGAUGAUGAAAGCGAGUCAGUCCAUCCACGUCGAAGACGUCGCACUCCUCCACGCCGCAGCCAUCCUCGAUCCCUCAGUGAAGAACAGACGGAUCCAUGCCUGGUCAGACGAGUUCAUCUGGAACGACGUGCUUGCCAUCUUCCGUAAAUUGCAGCCCAAUCGGCAGUUCAUCGACGAUCUGCCUGACAAGGCAAGAAUGACGGCCACAGUGGAUGAUAAAUUGACAAAGGAUCUUCUGAAGAAAUGGGGUGGCCGGGACGGUCCUUUUGGCUUGGAGCGAAGUGUUAAAGAUGCAAUUGAGGGGAUCCAGCCCAGUUCUGUUUGA
Messenger RNA from Exophiala bonariae, 1035 nucleotides. RefSeq lists its product as uncharacterized. The transcript has 2 exons. The coding region runs from base 1 to 1035 and encodes 344 amino acids. Lineage: Eukaryota; Fungi; Ascomycota; Eurotiomycetes; Chaetothyriales; Herpotrichiellaceae. Gene Ontology annotation, molecular function: oxidoreductase activity, acting on the CH-OH group of donors, NAD or NADP as acceptor. The record is from RefSeq and is a predicted model, not a curated record.